Messenger RNA from Paraglomus brasilianum, 1014 nucleotides. Lineage: Eukaryota; Fungi; Glomeromycota; Glomeromycetes; Paraglomerales; Paraglomeraceae. The record is from the annotation of a GenBank genome assembly.
AUGGUACAAUAUGAUGGACAAGUCUCGAACUCCGAAUGCGAUUCUUAUCUGGGACUGUCUAGUUUUGAUCGGACCACGAAAUCGUACAUAAUAAAAUUCACUCCACAAGGCUUCAACUACCCUGAUCCAGCGAGUCACCAUUAUGAUAAAAAUGUGAUUCGUCGGAUAAGCUUCGGAUUUGCUAUAACUGAUCCAUUUUAUCCACUUGGUGGGGAUGCUCAAAUGUCUGCUUUCUUGUUUGAUGCAGAAUCGCAAGCAGUUUCAGAAAACAGUCAGAAAUAUUCAGAGGCCGAAGUCAACUCUACGGUCUAUUCUAACAUAUACACACUUGGGAAGAGUCAGAUAGAGCGCACUAUCCGCAAGUUUAUAAUUUCAAGCGUGCAGAAUGUUCUUAUUGGAAGACCUUAUUUUGUAACCUUGCCCAUGCUGAGUAGCACAUACGCCACAUACCCGCUUGUUAAUACCAGUAGCAACAUUUAUGCGCGUGCUUCUGUCGAACCUUCCUCCUAUAUAGUUAAUACUGAAAUAGAGAAAUCUAAUAUGACUUUACUUGAUGUCUUAAGCGCCUUAGGAGGUAUGUAUUCUUUAAUUAUGGCAUUCUACGGAAUACUGUAUGGUGAUAGAGCCAUUGAACCAUGGGGUUUGGUCCAGAAAAUGAGGCACAAAUCUGUUAAAAAAUUUUUGGAUAAGAAGGUUAAGAUUACUGCCUGGGCUGUUAAGGAAACUGACACAGUUGAGGAUGCAGGAACAAUCACCGUAGUAGAUGAACAAGCGAGCAUAGCUGAUGAUGAACAAGCGAGCAUAACUAAUGAUGAACAAGCGAGCAUAGCUGAUGAUGAACAAGCGAGCAUAACUGAUGAUGGCGGCGAGGAAACAAUGGAAGAACUCAAACGUAAACUUGGUAGAUUGCAAAAAAGACAAGAGUCGUUGGAAAACUUUUUGCAAGAUUAUGUUGUUAAUAUGAGCUUUUAUAAGAAGGAUGGGAUAAAGUUUCCAAAGUGUUUGUGUGCUUAA